Messenger RNA from Dentiscutata erythropus, 242 nucleotides. The record is from the annotation of a GenBank genome assembly. Lineage: Eukaryota; Fungi; Glomeromycota; Glomeromycetes; Diversisporales; Gigasporaceae.
AUAUCAGUCACAUUGAGAUAAGCUCUGAAGAAGAAACUACGAGAGCUAGAGCUAUUAAUAUGUGUGGAAGGUGCAGCACUGGUCAAAAAAUGUUAGCAUCAAUUAUAAUUAGAUUGGUAUUGGCAGAAACUUUUUGUAUAAAUUAUGGUAUUUUCGUUCUUGAUGAACUUACUACAAAUCUUAAUGAAGGGAAUUUUGAAAAUUUGGUAGCUGGCGUCGAGGGCAGUCAAAUGUUCAGUUGA